Molecule: messenger RNA, 257 nt
Organism: Acanthocheilonema viteae
Lineage: Eukaryota; Metazoa; Nematoda; Chromadorea; Rhabditida; Onchocercidae
Source: the annotation of a GenBank genome assembly
AUGCUUUCAAUGGCAUCAAAAAAGGGACAUAAGAAAUUUGGAGGAGCACAUAUUACAAUGGACAAUUGUAAAUCAGAGAAGCUUCGCGAACUUGUAUUAGAAACCAUUGGUCUUUUCCCUCAUCAAUACAGCUAUCAGGCAAGGUAUAUGAAAGAGCAAGCUGAAAUACGUUUUGGCAAUUGGUGGUCAGCUGUUAUCAUUGGUGAUCGAGGCGGCUAUGGUAUGAGUGCUGUUUAUGAUCAGUACGCUAACACAAG